Acanthosepion pharaonis is the source of this 948-nucleotide messenger RNA. The record is from the annotation of a GenBank genome assembly. NCBI's taxonomy places the organism in Eukaryota, Metazoa, Mollusca, Cephalopoda, Sepiida, Sepiidae.
AUGAAAAAGAUAGCCUAUUUGCUCGUCUUUCAAGGGUUAUAUCUUAUUCCUUCGACGAUCCGUUCCUGCAUUCAAAGUUCUUUAUCUAAACCGAACCUAUCUAUCUAUCUAUCUAUCCUCAGCCUAUUCAUUAUCUAUCUAUCUAUCUAUCUAUCUAUCUAUCUAUCUAUCUAUCUAUCUGUCUGUCUGUCUGUCUAUCCUCAGCCUAUUCAUAAUCUAUCUAUCUAUCUAUCUAUCUAUCUAUCUAUCUAUCUAUCUAUCCUCAGUCUAUUCCUUAUUUAUCUAUCUAUCUCAGCCUAUUCAUCUGUCUAUCUUCAGUCUAUUCAUUAUCGAUCUAUCUAUCUAUCUAUCUAUCUAUCUAUCUAUCUAUCUAUCUAUCUAUCUAUCUAUCUAUCUAUCUAUCUAUCUAUCUCAGCCUAUUCAUCAUCUAUUUGUCUCUCUAUCUAUAUUUUUGUCUAUAAAUUUUACUCUCUCAAAAGGCUAGCAGCACACCCACUGGGGUCAGAGGUCCCCGUAGAUCAAAAGUCGGAAAACAUUGUUCACCUCACUCUUCAUCAUAUCUAUCUAUCUAUCUAUCUAUCUAUCUAUCUAUCUAUCUAUCUUCACUUCACAUCUAUCUAUCUAUCUAUAUCUAUCUAUCUAUCUAUCUAUCUAUCUAUCUAUCUAUCUAUCUACUGUUCAUAUCUAUCUAUCUAUCUAUCUAUCUAUCUAUCUAUCUAUCUAUCUAUCUAUCUAUACAAGUCUGUUCAGCUCUGUUUAUCUAUCUAUCUAUCUAUCUAUCUAUCUAUCUAUCUAUCAAUCUAUCUCAGUCGUUCCAUAUCUAUUUAUCUAUAUAUCCAUCUAUUCUCGUCUGUUCAUAUCUAUCUAUCUAUCUAUCUAUCUAUCUAUCUAUCUAUCUAUCUAUCUCAAUCGGUUGAUAUCUAUCUAUUUUUCUUUGAACAAGACUAA